Aureococcus anophagefferens is the source of this 240-nucleotide messenger RNA. RefSeq lists its product as hypothetical. The record is from RefSeq and is a predicted model, not a curated record. Gene Ontology annotation, cellular component: nucleus. Gene Ontology annotation, molecular function: ATP-dependent activity, acting on DNA; DNA binding. The transcript has a single exon. The annotation marks the transcript as partial. NCBI's taxonomy places the organism in Eukaryota, Pelagophyceae, Pelagomonadales, Pelagomonadaceae.
GUGCUCCUCAUGACGGUCCACUCCGGCGGCACGGGCCUCAACAUCACGCGCGCGAACCACGUCGUCUUCCUCGACCGCUGGUUCAACCCGCAGGUCCACUUCCAGGCCCAGGCGCGCUGCCACCGCAUCGGCCAGGACAAGGAGGUCGACGUGUCCUUCUUCGACGCGACGUGCACGCUCGACGAGGUCAUGGCCGAGAUCAACAAGCUCAAGGAGGGCAACGCGGACGUCGUCCUCGCG